AUAUGUUUGUGCUAGCUGUUGCCGAUCAACACCACCUCAUUACAUAAAACUUUCACCAGCAAAUCAAACUUUAGUCUGUUGCGAGAACAAUACAACUAAGUACAGACUUCUUACUGAACAAGAGGAAGUUUGGUUUAAAGACACCAAUCAGACAACAGAGAAACCAAGUUUAAGCAGAAAUUUUGUGAGUAGCAGUCGAAGAAAAUCUACUAAAGUCAUGUCAACUCCAGCAGAACCUGAUUCAUUUUCUAUGCUGCCAACAGACACACACAUUCAACAAAGCCUAGUAAAUGAUCCAGCAGAUAUUUUCCAGUCACAUAUUAUUGAAUUAUGUGAUAUUAUCAGUUCUGAUGUAGUGGCAGUUUGCAAUGCUUGUGUUUCAUUUGAACUGAUUGGGCCCGAAACUCGUUCUUAUAUCAUGACAGCCAAAGGAGCAUCAGAUUAUGAAAAGGCUACGAAACUUCUUUAUGAUAUUGAAUUACAACUAAAGUCCCGUAUCAACAAGCAAAAAUAUUUGUCUAAUGUUAUUGAAGCUUUUUUGUGUGUUAAUAAUUCUAAUCUUAGUAUAAUUGCUGAAAAAUUGAAAAAUUCAUUUUUGUACUAGA
Messenger RNA from Amphimedon queenslandica, 605 nucleotides. RefSeq lists its product as uncharacterized. The record is from RefSeq and is a predicted model, not a curated record. The coding region runs from base 218 to 604 and encodes 128 amino acids. NCBI's taxonomy places the organism in Eukaryota, Metazoa, Porifera, Demospongiae, Haplosclerida, Niphatidae. The transcript has 5 exons.